GCGUGAAACAAUGCAACACAAUGGCAAGUAGCGCGCGGGACGCACACAGAUGAGGCGCUCCGGUAUCACUCGCAGGGUCAAUACUCGCAAGUCGCGCAAGGUCUUUCUCUUCACAUUGUGGCUUGCACUGCAGCAUUCUUGAGCACUUUGUCAAGAGGCACUCUCUGAACUUUACAGUUUAUUCUGCGUCUCAGUUUUGAACCCGUUGGCUUUAUUGCUAGUAAAGCGCAAUAGUGUGGCGCCUCUGCUGAAGAAAGACAUCGUUGAGGCCAUCCGCUUGUGGAGCUACGCGAGUUUUCCGUCGCUUUCUAGUCAGUUUGUUUGAGCGGAGCUUCAUACUACGACUGUCGUAGGAAAGCCCACUACCUCGAAAUUUAUCUGCUAAAAUUAAUCACUGCUAUCAGUCGUAUGUUUUGUUGCUUCUUCCGCUCUAACCGAACUGGCACGAUGACAUUCUCGCAAGAGGCCGUAAGAAAUUGUUCUUCAUUCAGAAAUGAAUGAGUGAAAUUGAGCGGCCCGCUAUUUAUUAUUCAGAAGUUUCACUGUAUUGUAAUACACGGGUAAAUUGUUGCACUGUGUAGACAAGUUGACAGAAAAACAAUUUUCUCAAGAAAUUAAUUACAUUAUAGUUAUUCUUGAUGUAUUAGCAUAAUCUACAGCUUUUCUCUAAGUGGUAUAAAAACAAAACCUUAUUCCUACAUAUACGUAGUAGCUUUAUACUUCUUGGCGUCGUUCCCAGCGAUAUUCGGGUAGCGUGACAGGGGCACGUAGAGGACGCUGUGUGCAUUUCCUUCUUGAAGUAAACAGCUCUCUCCCACCAUAGCACUGAACGUUGCACUGACCCCGUACGCGGAGGUAUCGUGAAGACGAACAGUUUUGGCCUGGCUCACGCACCCCUUUGUGGUUGGUCACGCACAGCGUUUGACUGCAACGCCCUUCCAUUAGAACCGAGAACGGCCAAGAAUACCAGCGCCUUCACGGCUGCUAGGCGGAAAGUUCUUCAAUAGAUAAUAACCUUCGUGUUUUUCAUCUACUUCACGUCUAUACCCGAUGGCAUUGCUGCGUUGAGGCAUUCAAGGCUUGCCGACCUUUACUGCGCAAGCUGUUUACAAUAACGACAUCUACAUGCACUUUUUCUAAACGAAUGCUGUCCAGAGACAGCCCAUUUAAGCAACGCUCAAUUCAAAACCUCUUCCAAGCAAAACGGGAACUGUUGCAAUAACCUGGCGCGAUGUUUCUCUUAGGUUCCUGCUCCUAAGAACUGUGGCUGCGCUGUCUACGUGUUUCUUAUUGUCACGUUCCUGCGGUAACUUCUGAUAUGCAGAAUUAAAUGUUACCGUUGAUGCUAUGUUGUUGACUAAGUAAAACGCAGACGGACAGCUACGAAGGUAUAGCACGCGUCUAGACGUUUUAUACGAAUUUCUAGACUGAAUGUUUCCUUCAGAAAACGUGGUAUGCUGCGAACUAGAUCCCUGCAGUAGGCUUCGACGCAUCAUUUUUCGCAUUUGUACUGAUCUAUUUUUAAGCCCUUGAAGUUUGGUUUCGACACAGAAACUCGUUCUGUUCAUGCCGACGACAUUCCCGACUGGUCCCCGACGUAAGGCUCGGCAAUUUCGUUCGAGAAACGCUCCCACGGGAGCACUCGACUGCCUUGUUGUCUCACGAAAUAUUAGAUGUGCGGAUAAGGCAGCUGCGCGCCACGCCGUGCUUUGUUUUGACACGGACUAGUCCCGCAACUGCGAAGACCCAUUUCAUUUUGGCAGAACGAGCGGCCAGCGGCUAAUCACACCCGAUCUGGGUGACGAAGAAGACCUACGACGGAUGAAGAGAAAAAUCUAGCGCGCACGCGUCGACGAAGAUGAGCGAACAGAGACGACGACCAUGUCGCAAGACGUGCCGUCGAACUCUCUGGGACGGCGGCCACCAGUGCGCGCGGCAGUGUGCGUGCCUCGGCGUCUGGCGCGAUAACUGUCCUCGUCGCUCGUAGCGGCCGUGUCGUCGAGUGUCUCCACGUGCUCGCUGCUGUCAUCGGUGGUGGGAUGCUUGGUUCACGUGGCCAUCCGCUCGGCCAGUCUCCAUGGUGGUGACGACGAGGCGUCUGCCGUGCGGCGCCCUCCUCUCGUGUUGCCUCCUCUUUGUGCGGGCGCUAGCGGGUGAGCCGUCGGUUAGCUACUACGACGGCUUGAACGAGACGGGACCCUGGGACGUCUUCUUCAAUGGCACCACCCUGGUGCUCAGCCCGGUCAACGCCAGUGUCGCUGAUAGCGGCGGGGAAGACGAGCGGCUGUCAUCCUUGGACGAACGCUACGACUUGUUACCACUACAAAACGACUCUGCACCGCUGCUCGAGUAUCGUGAACCAUUCCAGCCUCUUUCAUCCGUGGAUGACGGUGAGGCGCGCAAGACGGUGUACCUGCUCGGCCUAUUUGAACUUACGGGCAGCUGCGAGGCCGCGAGAGGUGGUCGUGCCGAGAGGGCCGCGGCACGGCUGGCCAUCCGACACGUCAACGAGCGCAACGUGGUUCCUGGACACAGGCUCGAGAUGUACUACAACGACACAAGGUGUGACGCCGGAGCGGCUAUCAAUGCUUUCUUCCACGCCAUCUACCGGAAGCAGCAGAUGACCAUGCUGCUGGGUACUUCUUCCUCUGAGGUCACCGAGCGCCUCGCCAAGGUGGUCAGCUACUGGGGCGUGCUGCAGGCCAUCAACGAAUUGCUGACUCAGCUGGAGAGCGCCAACAUCGCCGUCUCGUCCUCGGAAAGCGUCACACGAAACGAUUUCCUCGAGCAAAUACAGGAGCUGAAGAACACCGACAGCCGCAUCAUAAUCGGCAGCUUCUCCAGGCACAUGGCACGCAAAAUAUUCUGCGAAGUGUACAAACAGGGCAUGUACGGCUCCGACUUCCAGUGGAUCGUACAGGGUGGCCUCGGCGAGUGGUGGCUCGACCCGUCCGGCACCGACUGUUCGGCCGCGCAGCUUCGCGCCGCUGCCGACAACGUCAUCACGGUGGCCGCGUACACGGGACGCCUGCCCAAUCGCACUAGUGUCUCCGGCUUGCAAAUGGACGCCUUCCGGCGGGAAUUGGAUGCCGAACUGGAGUCUGAGCUGCGGUCGGGCCUGGAGCUGCCGGCCAGAGCCACCGGCUACCGAGGUCACGUAACGCAGGCCUACGACGCUGUGUGGACCGCUGCGCUGGCGCUGCGGUCAGCCGAGUUGCUCUGGAGAAAGGCCGGCAUAAACCUAACAUUGUCGGACUUCCGCUACGAGAAGCUCCUGCCGGAUACCGUCACAGGCGGUAGCUAUCACUGGAACGUGACCGCCGAGCCACUGCCUCCGCCGCAGGAACGCCACAUGGCCAACUACUUCGACCGAAUCAUUUCGCGGCUGCGGUUCAACGGCAUUUCGGGACCCCUCUCAUUCUCUGGCAGUGAUCGCGUCGGCAUCACGGAAUUCCAGCAGAACCAAGGUGAGCGCUGGACGAAUCAGCGGCUUCUAUGCAAGGUGGGCUCUUACGCAAAGUGGCCCUGUACGUACCCGACUCCAAGACACUGGACUUCUCCUGCAUUAGGUGCCAUCCCGAUCAUCUGGCAAGACGGCGAGCCCCCUGUGGCGCGGCGCAUCGUCAAGCUAAGCGUGGCAACCAUCCAACGCAGCGUAUUCAUCUCUGUGUCCGUGCUGGCCACCGUCGGCAUGCUGCUGGCCAUCGCCUUCCUUGCGUUCAACCUCUACUACCGCAAGAGCAAGUACAUCAAGCUGUCCAGUCCCAAGCUGAACAACAUGACUGUGGUGGGCUGCUUGCUCGUCUACGUGGCCAUCGUUGUCCUCGGCUUAGACUACGACACGCUGGGAAGUGACACACAUUUCGCCGUCUUCUGCACCGUACGGGCUUUCCUGCUGUCGGGUGGCUUCUCCUUGGCUUUCGGGGCGAUCUUCAUCAAGACAUACCGGGUACAUCACCUGUUCGUGCGCGCCUCCAGCGGCGUCAUCAAGAACAAGCUCCUCCAGGAUCAGCAGCUGAUCGCACUCGUCUGCGUUCUGGUUCUCAUCGACUGCGCGAUCGUCACCCUUUGGGUCACCUUCGAUCCCAUGGAAAGGACCAUGCGAAACCUGACCAUGCAGAUUUCCAAGUUGGAGCGAGACGUGGUGUACCUGCCACAGCGCGAGCAAUGCCACUCGGAGCACAUGGCCAAGUGGCUGGGUGCCCUAUACAUCUACAAGGGCCUGCUGCUCGUCGUCGGCUGCUACAUGGCCUGGGAGACGCGCAACGUCCAGAUACCGGCGCUCAACGACUCGCAGUACAUCGGCAUGAGCGUCUACAACGCCGUCAUCACCUCGGCGCUCGUUGUAGCCCUGGCCAACGUCAUUUCGACCGAGCGCUACACGCUCACCUACGCGCUCGUCGGCACGCUUAUAUUCGUCUCCACCACCACCACUUUGUGCCUGCUCUUCCUGCCCAAGAUCCACGCCAUCAUAAACAACGCAGACGCUGAUGCCGUGGUGGCUUCUUCCGGCGUGCGGGUCGAGUUCAACACUCGGCGCUUCGCUAUCGACGAGCGCCGGGAGCUCUACUACCGCACCGAGGUCCAGAGCCGCGCCUACGCGCGCGAAAUUGCAGAGCUAGAUGCUGAGAUAGCAAGGCUGAAGAGGCUUCUCGGAGAGCCGCUCUCCGCCGAAACGUCGUCCGAAAACAACUCUGUCAAGUCCGAGAGCCCCUUGUCGUCGCUGCUGGAGAGGUUCAAGCGCAAGCGAGCGUCCCUGGAGAACAGCGAGGCCGGCGUCGCCGUCAUCUCGCGCCUCAACACUCCAUUGCGCUCCUCUCCGGCCCGCGUUUACGACCUGCGUUGGCGGCUCGAGGAAGGGACCAGGAUGCUGCAGCUGCGGGCCGAGGACCUGCUGCUCCCGCCACGACACUCAUUCCACGAGGGGUCCAACGAAGGGCUGCAGCAGUCCAGGGGCAGCUUGCCGAUCAUCGCAGCCACGUCCAACGAGGAGGCUGGCCAUGGGGGCAGCGGCCAGCCCCCAGUUCCGCACUCCGGCUCCUUUCCCACGUUGCCACGCCGGUCGCGUUCGCCGGCGAGCCAGGAAGAGGCAGAGGCGAUCUACCAGUCGGCCGAACUGGCGCCCAGUGGAGACAGCGUGACGACUGCAAACACCACAGAGGAGUACCGGACGUUGUCGUCGGACGAGUACCGGACGCUGUCGUCCGACGACGACACGACGUACGCGAGCUGUCGCAGUCCCGCGUUCGUCGCAGUACUCAACCACGGCCCGUCGUCGUCUUUGCCGUCUCAGUGCGUGCACGAACCGCUCGAACUGGCCGUGUUGGAGGAGGCCAUCAACGACGAAGGCAUCGCCGAGUCGUCGGCGUCGACGACGCCGGUGGCCCGAGAGGAGGCGCCGUUGGCCGACAGCUUCCAGACUGAGCGGGAGCUCUUCCUCAAGCGCCUGGAAGAGGCCGAUUCGGUGGACGUCUGACGAAUGGGACGCAGUGACGUUGUUCACCUCGAGAGGACAGAGAAUUCUCGCUGGGCGCUUGUUGACCGUA
Molecule: messenger RNA, 5546 nt
Organism: Rhipicephalus sanguineus (brown dog tick)
Lineage: Eukaryota; Metazoa; Arthropoda; Arachnida; Ixodida; Ixodidae
Product: gamma-aminobutyric acid type B receptor subunit 2
Exons: 18
Coding region: 2078-5476 (1132 amino acids)
Biological process (GO): gamma-aminobutyric acid signaling pathway; G protein-coupled receptor signaling pathway
Cellular component (GO): membrane; G protein-coupled receptor heterodimeric complex
Molecular function (GO): G protein-coupled GABA receptor activity
Source: RefSeq, a predicted model, not a curated record